CCUCAAUUAGUUUGUUUUUCCGAUUCCGAUCAGAAGCACGCGUUUCUCGUCCCACGCUUCCGCCCAUUUGGACCCAAACAGCUAGCACCCAAUAGACGACGACGACUAUCUUGGAGCGUUCAACGUGAUUGGAGUGUUUUUUGUGCAAUCGAGGCCACUCGCUGUCAAUUGGUUCGGUUUGUUCCCGCAGAUAAUAACCAGUCGAAGAGCUUUAGUGUGAAGUGUGAAAAUAUUCUGGCUACUGAGAAAAGGCGCAUUCUGUGAAUUGAGUGAAAAAACGAAAAUACGAGUGACUGAAAAAAUAAUUCUGUUGAAGAACAUUUUCCUUGAGUAAAAGAAAACUUUCUGGAUAGUGACAACUUGUGCAGAAUAGUAUCGUUGGCGGCUCUGGGCGAAAACAGCAAAAGCAAAACCCUAUUACAAGCAUCGAUAUAAAUUAAGUAGAACCGGCACGCAUCUAGACUGCGCGAGAGGAUUACGUUAGGUAUACAAACAGAUCCAGUACCGACGUCAGCAUGGGUACUCUGCCACAGUUAGCCAUAGUCAAAGGACAGCAGCGUAGUUUGAUUCCGGCACUGCUGCAUCGGACUAUCGAGGCCAAUGUGGAUCGCUUUUGUGGAACAGAUACGGCACUGAUUUUCAACGACGACAUCCACGGUCGAAUUAAAACCAACUACAACGUACUGAAUUCAACGGCCAACCGGCUGGCAGUAGCAGCCAUUGACGAGAUCUCCAAACGUGGCAAACCGCAGCCCAACGGUGACGGCGACUACAUCAUAGCAGUUUGUAUGCAUCCAACCGAUCGUUUAGUGAGCACAUUGUUAGCCAUCUGGAAAGCUGGUGCCGCGUAUCUACCGCUGGAUCCAACUUUCCCCCCGAAUCGGAUCGAACACAUUCUGAAGGAAUCGCAACCAGCGCUGGUCAUCUACGAGGACUAUGACAAUGUUGCCGUGUUCGGCGAUACACCCGCGGUUUGGUAUCCUACGCUACGCAAAAAAGCAAGCGAUAUGAGCAACGGAAACAUCCUCCCAGCGCAGAUGUUGGGAGCGGGAAACAACGAACUGGCACUGGUACUAUAUACGUCAGGGAGCACCGGUGUUCCAAAAGGUGUACGGUUGAACCAUGCAACCAUUCUCAACCGCUUGCAGUGGCAAUGGAGCCGUUUUCCCUAUUCGGAAACAGAGAAGGUUGGCGUUUUUAAAACAGCUCUGACCUUUGUCGAUUCCGUUACGGAAAUUUGGGGCCCUCUUCUGAAUGGAAUGCCCAUUGUUGUAGUACCCAAAAAAAUCACCAACAAUCCGGAGCAGCUGGUCGAGCUGCUGGAAGAGUACAGGAUUGAGCGGCUUGUUCUAGUGCCCACGUUGCUGCGAUCGUUGCUUUUGUAUCUACCCAUGCAGAAGAAGAAAUUGCUGUAUAACCUGCGGAUCUGGGUUUGCUCCGGCGAACCGCUGCAAAUUUCUUUGGCCAAAGAGUUCUUUAAUUACUUCGAAGAAGGAGUUCACCAACUGUGUAACUUCUACGGUUCAACAGAAGUGAUGGGCGACGUAACCUACUUUGUUUGCGAGUCUAGAAAGCAGCUCAGCAACUUCGAAAAAGUUCCUAUAGGCUACCCUCUGGAUAACACUGUGAUAUAUGUACUAGAUGGAAAAUUGGAGCCAGUCAAACCGGGUGACAUUGGGGAAUUAUUCGUGUCCGGUUUAAAUCUGGCACAAGGCUAUGUUAACGGUCGCGAUCCGGAACGAUUCAUCGAUAAUCCGAUGGCAGUCGAUGUAACCUAUUCCAAGCUAUACAGAACCGGUGACUAUGCAUCGGUGAGCAAGGGAUGCAUCUAUUAUGAAGGACGAACCGAUUCUCAAAUAAAGAUCCGAGGCCAUCGGGUGGAUUUGUCGGAAGUUGAAAAAAAUCUACUGACUCUUUCCGGAAUCGACAAAGGAAUAGUGCUCUGUUACCAUGCGGGAGAACUCGACCAGGCCCUGUUGGGAUUUAUCACGGUUCGAGACGACUGCACGUUUCAGACUGGACUGCAGAUCGAGGGUGCACUCGAGAGUAAGCUGCCUCACUAUAUGAUUCCACAGGUUGUGAUUCUCGAUAGCAUUCCACUGCUGGUGAACGGCAAAAUCGACAGACAAAGUUUGCUGAAGAUGUACGAAAAUACCAAUAAUAAUGAUGACGCUACAAUCGAAAUCGAGUAUGACUACAGUGGCGUACCGGAGCACAAGAUGGCCAUGGCCAAGGAUUUAUUCACCACCGUCGGCGAAGUGAUCGGUCGCUCCACACGCACGAAAAUCUCGCUGCAGAGCAAUUUCUACGAGCUGGGCGGAAACUCGCUGAACUCGGUCAUCACCGUGACGCAGCUGUGCCAGAAGGGUCACGCGAUCAGCAUUACCAGCUUCAUCGGGGCGGAAAACCUAGAGGAGAUUUUGGAUAAGAUGUACAGCAACCAGCAGCACAUUGCCGAGCACGAUCAGAGUGGCAACACAGCGCAGGAAUUCGAGUUUGAGUACAAAAUGCACUUCACCGCUCAACCGUUGGCCGAUGAACACAAAGAAGACGCAAUCAACAUCUUAACGUACAGUUUCUAUGAAAAGGCCGAUCUUGAGCGAUGGAUUAAACCAUUAAUUAAGGAGCAAGACUAUCGGGAUAUUUUGGAGGACAUAUGGGAUGUGUUGAUUGAAAAACAAUUAAGCUUUGUGAUAAAGGACGCUAGCGGAAAGUCUGUGGGAGUUUCGUUGAACUUUGACGCUUACGACGAACCAGAACCGGAAAUGGUUAACAAUCUAGUGAUCAUAUUCGAGUUCCUGGAAUAUGUAGAAAAACCUAUAAGAGAGGAGAAGCUACCACAUGGAAAGAACCAAAUACUGCACUCGUUCAUGAUGGGAACGUGUGCCGAUCUGAGUGCUCAGGAAAACAUUGAGGCUAUGCACUUUAUGGAGAGUGAGGUUUUGAAGAUCGCCAACCGGCGGAACUUUGCGGGAAUUUUAACGACCAACACUAGUCCAUUGACGCAGCAGCUCGGUUCCAACGUGUACAAGUACGAAAGCAUGCUGGACUAUCAGAUCAACCAGUGGGUGUACGCAGACGGUUCGCGACCUUUCGGUAAGGCACCCAAUGAUCAGCGAGUAAUUGUGCACUGGAAGGACAUCCGGAAGCAGCAAUGAGUGGAAAGAUGCUAGAGUUUUACAAUUAAUAUUUAUCGGUUGCAUUGUAUUAUUAUUUAUAGACAGGGUAGCUGUGAAACACAAUACGAAACAAUUUGUCGAAAAGUGAUCAAAACUAAAAACAUUACAAAAGUGCACUGAAUUUUUUACAAGAAUUUAUAUACGGAUUAGUUGUAGGGCAAUUCACCUGCAUAAGUGAUAUAUUUUUAAGAGUUCGUACAAAGUAUGAAACAAAACAAUAAAAAACACAAGUGAUUAUGCGAAUAAA
This is a messenger RNA of Topomyia yanbarensis, 3426 nucleotides long. RefSeq names its product beta-alanyl-bioamine nonribosomal peptide synthetase ebony (gene e). The coding region runs from base 516 to 3158 and encodes 880 amino acids. The record is from RefSeq and is a predicted model, not a curated record. Lineage: Eukaryota; Metazoa; Arthropoda; Insecta; Diptera; Culicidae. The transcript has 7 exons.